Equus quagga is the source of this 5227-nucleotide messenger RNA. It is a transcript of the gene LOX, whose product is annotated as lysyl oxidase. The record is from RefSeq and is a predicted model, not a curated record. Gene Ontology annotation, molecular function: protein-lysine 6-oxidase activity; copper ion binding. Bases 355 to 1608 code for a protein of 417 amino acids. Gene Ontology annotation, biological process: peptidyl-lysine oxidation. Lineage: Eukaryota; Metazoa; Chordata; Mammalia; Perissodactyla; Equidae. The transcript is spliced from 7 exons.
GCGGCCGGGCCAGAACGGCUUGUGUAACUUUGCAAACGUGCCAGAAAGUUUAAAAUCUCUCCUCCUUCCUUCACUCCAGACACUGCGCGCUCGCCGGGGCCGCCGCGCCGCUCCCCGUCGCCUUCCAGAAGGACUAGGAAAGAGGAGAGAGGCGAGUGCCACGUCCCAGCAGCCGCCCUUACUGGAGAAGGGUCUGCAGCCCACGCUUGGCACUACUUGGUGGGGACUGAGAUACCCGCGUUCUGCCCACCUCCUGGGUUGAAGAUUUCUCCCUCCCGCACGUGAUUUGAGCCCCGUUUUCCUUUUUUCCGAGCUACGUCCUCCCUGAGUGGGGACAAUCCGGCAAAGGGAGAGAUGCGCUUCGCCUGGACCGCGCUCCUGCUUGGGCCGCUGCAGCUCUGCGCGCUCGUGCGCUGCGCCCCGCCAGCCGCCGGCCAGCAGGAGCCCCCUCGCGAGUCGCCGGCGGCUCCGGGCGCCUGGCGCCAGAGGAUCCAGUGGGAGAACAACGGGCAGGUGUUCAGCCUGCUGAGCCUGGGCUCGCAGUACCAGCCGCAGCGCCGACGGGACCCGGGCGCCACCGCCCCGGGCGCUGCCAACGGCGCCGCCUCGCAGCCGCGCACGCCGUUCCUGGUCCUCCGCAGAAACCACACGGCGGGGGCGCGGGCGCGGACGGCCGGCUCGUCCGGAGCAGCCGCCGGCCGCCCCCGACCCGCCGCCCGCCACUGGUUCCAAGCUGGCUACUCGCCGUCCGGGGCCCGCGACGCCGAGGCUUCGCGCGCCGGUAACCAGACAGCGCCGGAAGACCGCCCGGCGCUCAGCAAUCUGCGGCCGCCCAGCCACGUGGACGGCAUGGUGGGCGACGACCCGUACAACCCCUACAAGUACUCCGACGACAACCCCUAUUACAACUACUACGACACGUACGAAAGGCCCCGGCCUGGGAGCAGGUACCGGCCCGGAUACGGCACUGGCUACUUCCAGUACGGUCUUCCGGACCUGGUGGCUGACCCCUACUACAUCCAGGCAUCCACCUACGUGCAGAAGAUGCCCAUGUACAACCUGAGAUGCGCUGCGGAGGAAAACUGCUUGGCCAGCUCAGCAUACAGGUCAGAUGUCAGAGAUUAUGAUCACAGGGUGCUGCUAAGAUUUCCCCAAAGAGUGAAAAACCAAGGGACAUCAGAUUUCUUACCAAGCCGACCAAGAUAUUCCUGGGAAUGGCACAGUUGUCACCAACAUUACCACAGCAUGGAUGAAUUCAGCCACUAUGACCUGCUUGAUGCCGGCACCCAGAGGAGAGUGGCUGAAGGCCACAAAGCAAGUUUCUGUCUUGAGGACACAUCCUGUGACUAUGGCUACCACAGGCGAUUUGCGUGUACUGCGCACACGCAGGGGUUGAGUCCUGGCUGCUAUGAUACCUAUAAUGCAGACAUAGACUGCCAAUGGAUCGAUAUUACAGAUGUAAAACCUGGAAACUACAUUCUAAAGGUCAGUGUGAAUCCCAGCUACCUGGUGCCCGAAUCGGAUUAUACCAACAAUGUUGUGCGCUGUGACAUUCGCUACACAGGACAUCAUGCGUAUGCCUCGGGUUGCACAAUUUCACCGUAUUAGAAAGCAAGCCAAAACUCCCAAUGGAUAAAUCAGUGCCUGGUGUUCUGAAGUGGGAAAAAAAUAGAUUAACUUCAGUAGGAUUUAUGUGUUUUGAAAGAGAGAAAAGAAAACAACAAAGGAAUUUUUGUUUGGACUGUUUUAUAACAAAGCACAUAACUGGAUUUUGGACAUUUAAAUCGGCAUUAUUUGGGAAAUCUUUAAGAGUAUUAUUCACAUUACUUUGUGAAUUAACACGUUUCAAUUCUGUAGUUGUACACUUGGCUCUUUCAAAGAAAUCCAUAUUUCUUAUGCUUCUUUUUAAAUUGUAGUGCAAAAGGGAAAAUAAUAUUUCAAUGAAUGAGCCAAAAUUACUUUGAACUGAGAAUUUUCUAAAGUGCUGAAACUUCAGUGAACCGUAAUAAUAAUUGGUUUAUAUAUGUCCUAGCAUAGAUUAAUUUUGAAAUGAGGCUCCUACUGUUUAAAUAGAUAUGGACACACUUGGUGCUGAGGAAGGAACAAACACAUUACCAUUGGUGUCAAGAAAUAGUACUAUAUAGCAGAGAAAUGGCAAUAUAUGUAUUCAGAUAGUUACAUCCCUAUAUAAAAUUUAUGUUUACAUUUUCAAAUUAUUAGAUAAACUCCUUUCUUUCUGUCAAGUGUACAAUUUCACUCUGACUUAAGUCACCUUUUGUUUUGGAAUGAAUUAAGUAAUUGAGCUGCCCAACUCCUGUCUGACAUUUGUUGAUGCUCCUCUCUACUCUUUAGUUUUCCUACGGGCAGAGACCUUUUAAGUGGCGUUCUUAAAAUUACCAUUCUGGGGACUGGUAUAUAUAGGACAACUGUGCCAAUUCUGAUGAUGUCAUUCAUCAGGAAGUCAUUCUGAUGAUAGAUGUGACACAUCCGGAGAUAAUAUGCAUUUAAUUAUAUUGAACUAGUAGCCAAAAGAAUUUCCCUGCUGACAUACAAAUCAUACAAACAAGUCCCCCAAACCACAACUGUCUCUCAAAUACUUAAAAAAAUUAACGAAAAACAUCUUGGGAUUUUCAACUUUUCACAUUUUUUAAUGUUCAGCUUUAAAAAGAAGAAUGCUAAAAAAUGUUAUAUUAUCCAGAAUAAAUGACAUAAUAUGUGUGGAUACAGGACUGUUAUCCUAGGUCAUCCAGGAAUCAGUCAUAACGUGUUUUUUGUGUGUGUUUUCCCGAAAUAUAAUCCAAAUUAGCAAAGCACAUAGCAUUACAUACUUGAGGGGUUGGCAAAUAAGGGAAAAAAAUACUUUCUGCAAAACCAAGGACUGUGCUGCGUAAUGAGACAGCUGUGAUUUCAUUUUAAACUGUGAAACCAUGUGCCACACCAGAAUUUGGAGAAUUUCUCUUUUUCCUAGAUUCAAAAGGUACAGAAAGAAAUCAAAUUACACUUUUAAGUUAGUGGUGCUUAAGCAGAAGUUUUCCUGCAUUAUCCAGUACUAAAAUCUCAAGCAAGGUGUUUCCAGUGCCAGGACAUGUUAGGUAGAAUUUUAAAGUGAGCUGGCAUCCCCGUAUUUUAUGUCGUAGAGUUGUAAAGUCAACACCAACUACUAAUAAUCGUUCUGCACUCACUAGUGCCUAGCACAGCAAGAAGGCCUAGAGAUGGACGGUCAUCAAGGGGUGGAGAGAGCGGGCCACGUGAUCCUCAUCUGCCAGGGCACACACUUACCAAUAGAGAAUACAGAGGGCUUGAUAGAGACCCAGAACUUUCAUUGAGCUAAUCUGAGCUCUGGAAAAGCUUCUUUGAUGUACCUCUUUGCCUUAAAUUGCUUUUUAGUUUUAAGAUAGUAGAAUGAUCCUUUCAAAUUGUAAUCUUAGAUUUCUAAUAGAGAUAUUUUAAUAUACUUGCUUUUUUAAAAAAAACAAAAACUACUGUCAGUAUUAAUACUGAGCCAGACUGGCGUCUACAGAUUUAAGAUCUAUCAUUUCAUUAAGAUUCUUACCCCCGUAAUUAAAAGCUAGCCAAUAUCAUGGCCCUUGGAUACAUAUGAGAAGACAUAUUUACUAUCAUUCAAUGGGUCUUCCAUCUGUCUGUCCAUUCAUCAUCAUCAUGUGGCCUAGUAUAUGCCAGGCACACACGUGCUAGGCAUUGGGAUAUAAAACAGACUGUCCCUAACCUCAAUAAGUAUUAAAAAUAUCAUUAUUACCAUUAGACUCAUCUUAUUUCAUUUUUAACAACUAUAAGUACAUCUAAAAAAUUUCUAUUUUAAGCACUAUUGUUUUUCAUGACCAUGUUUUAUUUUAAAAAAUAAGUUAAAAAUGAAUAGUUAUAUGCAUGUAUGUGUUACUAAUAAUUAAAACUAUGUUUCUAACCCCUGAAAUGUGUGCGUUUUAAAUAUAACACAUACUAUUUGAUUGAUUUUGAAAAAAAAAGGCAUUUCAGUUAGGAGGCUAAAGACGCCCACUUAUCCGUUAUAUAAACAUUCCUUCCCCGCCCCCCCAAACACUCCCAAAUGACUUACAAGUAUUGAUUUUACACUCAAUAUUUUUGAACCUCAAGGGAUCUCUUCUCUGAAGAACGAACAGAACUCACAGAUAAUGAUUAGCUGAUAAAAGUUGUCCAUUAAUAAAAUAAAAAAAUAUAAUCCUGUCUUACCAAACUCCAAAUAAAAAAAUUUAAAACAGGAAGUAGAAAUGCUGCAAAGAAUGUUCAGUACUGAAAAGAGAUUGGCUUUUAAACUAACAAAGACUGUGAAAAAAUGGGCUUAACAGGAAAAUAAUUUAGUGAGUGUUCCACAUGCCAUAUUAGUGGCCUCAUAAUUAUUCAGACUAUAGUCUGGGUUAAAGACAUCUUGACCUUUGGGACUGGGAUUCAGUCUCCCAACAGUACCAUAACAUAUGAAUCCACAAUUUGCUUAUGUCCAGGAACUCUUUAAGUUUUUACAUAAUAAUUUUAUUCACAAUCUGUCAUCUAAUUAUUCACUAGGCAUUAUUUAUAAUAAAAAUUUUUUUCUCCUUGAAACCUCAUAGUAUAAUCACACUCAUAAAUAGUCCCAAUAUACAGAUUCUAGAGGAAAUGCAGUCCACUAAAAUUAUUGUGGCUGAGAAUUCGUCUUUAGCAAAUUGUGUGAAAAUAUUGAAUUCUGGUCAGAAAAUAUUUUUAAAAAAAUAACUUGUUUUGACACUAACAGUAUAGCAACUAGUAAGCAAAAAUUACCCUUUUUCUAUAUUUUUUAUGUUUAGAAUUCAUAUUCACAAUCAAUAUAUUUAAUCAACAGCUAUAUUUCAUUCCAAGCCAUCAAAAGUCCUGAGCCACUUUUGAACACUUAACGCAUUUCAUUUAUCCUUCAAGCCAAAAUGGUGCUGAAUUAUAUCAACUUGAAUGUAAAAUGUGUUGUUUUAGCUCACAGGAUAUAAACAUUUAAUUACUAUAUAACUGCUUGCUAUGAACUAAGUGACUUGUGAUUUGGUAUUGUUUUUAAUGAAGUUUUAGUUUCUUCCAAAUAUUUCAGGAAUCCUAUUUGUAAAACAUUUAUAGCUUUUUUGAAGAGCUCUUAUUUUAAAUGCCCAGACACUGGCUUAUGUUCUUCUUUACACUCUCACAUUCUUUUAUUAUACGCCUAUAGUAUUAUUGCAAGAUUAUGUAAAAAUGCCUUGAAUAAAUGAUUUCAAGUGUC